This is a messenger RNA of Mycotypha africana, 2463 nucleotides long. RefSeq lists its product as uncharacterized. The record is from RefSeq and is a predicted model, not a curated record. Lineage: Eukaryota; Fungi; Mucoromycota; Mucoromycetes; Mucorales; Mycotyphaceae. The coding region runs from base 255 to 2141 and encodes 628 amino acids. The transcript has 3 exons. Gene Ontology annotation, molecular function: protein binding.
AUUUCUAAUUUCAACCCCACAUUUAACAGGGAACCAGAAAAAAAAAAAGGGCAGUAUAAGACUUUAACUCUCGCUAUUGUUAUAUUGAUUGAUUUUACUGGAGAAGAGCUUUAUACCACUUCACUUCAUCUUACUAAUGCCGUAAGCAAGUACUUAUAUCAGCAGUCAAUUGUGUUUGUAAGAGAAGAUAUACGAGUAUCUCGACGUCAACAGCAGCGACUGUAGAGAUCACCCAUGGUACAGUAAAUACAGCAAUGACACCGUCGAGAAAAUGUCCGAAAGUACGAUCGAUAAAUCUACUCAACCUAGCCGAAUCAGUAACUUUAGAAGAUUUAGAUCGAGCUAUACAAUCCCGACAGACUGAUAAAGCUUGGUCCCUAUUUACCAAUAUAAUUACCCAACAACAACAUAAAGCAGCAGCAGCAACAAUAAGACAACCAUCGCCAAUACUAUCCUUAACGGCUUGUUCGAAAUUAUACGCACUCCUCAACUUUGCUAAAGAGCUAUCUUAUAAAUCCACAAAAAUACGACAUCUUCGACAGCAACAGAUGGAGCAACUCGUUGAUUAUGUGAUAAGGCAUUACCCACAUUGUAGUUCAAAAGAGCAGUUUUUUGCAUUGGUAGACGAAAUACCCAUCAUGCGUUACAAGGUUAUUUUAAAGCAAAUCCGGAGAGGAAAUCCGGUAGCAGCUUGGACAAAAUUCAUACGAUUCCACUUUCAAAACCUUCGAAAGCAAACUGUUCCAACAGCGAAUAUGGAUAGCAAUAAAUUGCCACGAAACGCAUGUUUAGAAUUGAUGUCUUUGGUUCUCAAAUUGAAAAAUGUGACCAACAAAGAAAAGAGGCGUAGAUUAAGAGUUAUUGCUCUAUACGGUGCGGGAACGUCAGGUUUCGAUAGUCGAUACUUGUCAUCCAGUCAUCUGUUUCGAUUAGCUUAUAUGUUCAAUGAAUACCGAGAGAAUGAUUUACUUACAGCACACCAAAUCAUCGACAGAUUCGUCAUGUUAUUAUCGACAGAAGAAAAUGAAAAGAAAAGGGCUGAUGCCUUAGAUGAGUUGAUUUGGAGAAUUAUUCAAUGUAACGACAUGAAGAAAGCAACAGAGGUUUUAACUUUUGCUCAGCAAAACUUAAAUGUAGAGAUAAAUGAAAUGAUAUUCGUAAAUCUAAUGGAUGGGUUUCUACGGCAGAGGAAACCUACAGAAGCUUUGAGCGUAUUCGAGCAACUACUAAACACGAGACAAAAUCCAACCGUUAGAGCUUUCAAUUCUAUAUUGAAUUUAUUUACAAAGCAAGGAUGGAGGCAUAGAUCAGAGCAGGUGUUCCGUUCCAUGCUGAAAUGGGGAGUCAAGCCUGAUGCAGCCACCUUUACAGAAAUGAUACGAAUAAACGCUAGAGAUAACAACUAUAAAGCAUGUGAACAAUAUUAUUACGAGAUGUUACAAAGAGAGAUCCAGCCCAAUGUGUAUACCUAUAGCGCCCUUAUAGAAGCGUCCUCUCGAUCACAGAGCAUAAAAUCCGUCUUUAAAUGGUUAGAUACUAUGAUGUUGAAUCAAGUUCAACUAAACGAAGUGAUUAUCUCCAACAUCUUAACAGCAAUAUCCAACCUGUUGCCACAUAGUAAUGUACGCAAUAGCAAAUAUAGUAAUUACCAGCUUCAACAACAACAGCAGCAGCAGCAUCCUGAUCAUUAUCAUCACUUACUAAAUACAAUCUGUCAAAUUGCACAUCAAGCAUCUCUGUAUGGCAUAAAAGUUGAUACAGUGCUUUAUACCAUCUUAUUACAAUUGCAGUCUCAGUUUUCUGGCAUAAAAGGGUCUCUUGAAAUACAUCAAUCCAUGAUAGACAAUUUGGUUGCUCCCAACGCUCAUACUUAUACUACUCUGAUAACAAUAUGUGGUAAAAAACACAUGCCCGAAGUAGCACAACAAAUAUUUAAACUGAUGCAACGGUGUAAGAAUGAGGAAUGCAAACCGAAUACGAUUACCUACAGUGCCUUAAUAGAUGUAUGGCAAACAGUAGGAAAGCCUCAUAAAGUGACUGAGCUUAUCACAGAUUUUUUGGUUCGAUGCAAAUCUGACAAGUCUGGACGAUUUUGGAUUGAUGAAAGGUUGCGACAACGGAUAAAAAAACAAUAUUGCUAAAUCUGUACAAAUACAGCAUUUCUGUAAUAUAAGUCUAAUACCUUUUGCUACUCUAUGGCAAUAAACCUUUGUAAAAAUACGUCUCUCUGAUUAUACCAUUAAAAUAGAAUCAACUUUACUCACAGUUCAGAGAAUCUUAUGGUUUGCCAUGGUUUAUCAUAGAGAAAUAAAUGGUUGAAGAAUACACUGUUCUUGAAAGCCAGUUUUGACCAAGCCUGCGCUCUUACCGACUGUAGUAAAAGCCUGCCUAACAAAAUCAACACUUGUAGGUUUCGAGUUGAUUAUUUGAAAAUGAAAGCUAAUAAUCCUACGUGAAUGCCUC